This is a messenger RNA of Tribolium madens (black flour beetle), 1798 nucleotides long. RefSeq lists its product as uncharacterized. The transcript has 10 exons. Gene Ontology annotation, biological process: cilium movement; outer dynein arm assembly. The record is from RefSeq and is a predicted model, not a curated record. Lineage: Eukaryota; Metazoa; Arthropoda; Insecta; Coleoptera; Tenebrionidae. Gene Ontology annotation, cellular component: cilium. Bases 51 to 1742 code for a protein of 563 amino acids.
AAGAAGUUUUUCUAAUAGAAGUUUAAAUACUUAAUUUCUAAUUUUUCAAAAUGAAUUUAAUAAAUAACGCCCUAUCGGCCAAGAAUGUAAGAAUUCAUGGCAUGUCGUCCGAAAAAUGGACAACCAAAGAUAAAAUAACGCAAUAUAAAGGACUGGUCAAUUUGUACAGAAGAGAUCGCCAAAUUACGGAAGUUGACACCGCUGUAGCUAGUAAAAAACAAUAUAAAGGUCUCCAGGCGUUACGUAAAUCCAUCGAAACUGAUAGGCAUAAGUUGGACAAUGCAAUAGGAGGUGAUAGGCAAAAGCUACGUAAUACUUUGGCGGAACAUAGAGAACUACAAUUAGCUUAUCAAAAUUCCGAUCCAAAAAAAGUCAUAGAAAACGUCCAUCAGAUUAAUUUUACUAAACGCAAAGUUUUAGACAAAUUGCAAUACCAGAUGAAACUAAAAUCGCAACAAUUGAUCGAUUUGAAAUUAGAAGAAGCUCUGCUCCAAGACCGCCUAAAAUACGAAAUUUAUGAUAAAAUAAAGGAGGAGGAAGUGGCGCAGAUCAUUACUGGAAAAGUCCAAGACGCGCUGUUGAAAAAAGAAGCGGCUUUAGCAAUACAACAAAGCUACGCCGAAAUAAUUAACGUUAUGAAAAAAGACGCGCUUUAUUUCGACGGAAUUUUAUUAGCGAUUCAAACCGACUAUUGGUAUCAAUGCAGAUGUGUUUUAAAUGCCGCCAAACAGGGACAAUUAGCCACCGAAUAUAAAAAUGACAGAGAACAAGAAUUUGAGGCGUUGGAAAAGGCGGUUACCAAAGACAUGAAAACUCAAAAAGUGGACUUGGAGAUAGUUCGCGAGCAAGCUGAAAAUUUGCAUUCAAAUUUAAAGCAUUUGUUGAGGAGAGAUAGUGACCUCACGACUUGCAUACUGAAAGUUGAAGAAUCGCAAGACUUUGCAAUACUACGUAAAGACUUAACUAAAAUUGAAACUGCGUUAACGUACUUGAGAGAUACGACUCUGGUUUCUUCUUUUGAACAAAUUUAUCCAAGCUUGCAAGAACAACUAAGACAGAAGAGAAGAUUAAAUGCUCUUGCAAAAAAAUGUGAACGUAACAGAGAUAUAAUACUGAAUAAAAUGAAUCAUGCUGAACUCAUGAGCAAUAUGCUAAAGAAUACAAUGGUGGAGACAACUGGAGAAUAUAAGAAACGCAAGAAAGAAUUAAUGGAUGCUAUUGAGGAACAAAAUCAAAGCAAAAAACAGUGCGACCAACUACGAGAUCACAAACGUAAUUUGAUAGCCAAAGUGAGAAUAUCGUUGAGACAAAUCCAGCAGUUGUGUUUGCCUGUCAAAACGCCAGAGGAGCGACAGCAUAUGAAAAAAUAUGAGAUUGAAGCUGGUCCAGAUGAUACCCCACAACCCCCAGAGGAAGAUGAAAUUGAUGGGCGCAAAAUAAUAUCUGAUUUAACUCCAAAAUUGAGCUAUUUAAUGGCGAAUGUUUCUGAAAAGAUGGACUAUUCUAAAACAGAUGCCGCUUACAAAUUUUAUGAAAGUUUGAUGAAAGAGCGUUGCGUUGAAGAGGCGCCUGAAAUCAAAACCGACGACUCACUGAUGGGAGAGUUCUCAGGUGAAGUGUCUCAUCUUCUCACCAGAGAGGAAAUUAAAAAGCAAAGUGCUGAAAUUGUCGCUGCUCAUAACAAAGAAGAAGAUAUGGUGCCAAUAUUUCAAGUUAAAAGAAAGAGGAGAAUGUUCAAAUAGAGUCAUUGGUACCCACUCUAGCUAUUAUGUAUAUUAUUUUUAUUAAAUAUCGUGGA